UGGCAAAUCAGAGAGGAGCAGCUCUCUGAUCUGAUAAGGCCCUGAUAAGAGUCAGGUUCAGGACUCCAACCCACAGUUAUGAGACCUGUUUUCAUUUGAUUUAAUCAGGUUCGGAAAGCCUGUUGUCAUGUUGAUGUAAUGAGUAAGACCUGAUGAGUCACAUGUGAGACUGUAUUUCUGCUGUCUGUUAUUAGAUUGACACAAAGGACAGUGAUUGUCAGCUUAAAUAUUAACUUGGAGGAUGAGAGUAAAGCUGACUGUUAGCGGCUGAGCUUGGCUCAAACCGGCCACUGUCUGAUCGAUGCUGCAGCUUGAGGACAUUCGGCAGGGAACAUGAGCAACUUUGGGCAGAUCCUGAAGGAGAUCGGGGAGUUCGGCGUGUUUCAGAAGCGCUUGGUGGCGGCAUUAUGCAUCCCCAGCAUUUUUGUAGCCUUCGACGUGAUCGGCCAGGUGUUUACUGGCAUGAACUUCCCACACCACUGUAACACUGACUGGAUCUUGGAGCGUGGACCAAACCUGACAGAUGAAGCCAAAAGAAAUCUCACCAUCCCCGUGAACAGCGAGGGAAGGUUGGAAAGUUGUAAAAUGUUCACACCGGUAGAUCUGAGCCUGGAAACUAUUGAAAAGUAUGGAAUCAACACCACAACAGAAUGUGUGAAUGGAACUGAUUUUGAAGUUCCUAAAGGCGCUUCAAGUAUCGUAACAGAGUUCCACCUGGCGUGUGACAGGAGCAGUCUGAUUGAAGCAUCACAGUCUAUCUACAUGGCGGGGCUUCUGGUUGGAGCGUUUGUGCUGGGGCAAAUGGCUGACAGGUUUGGCCGACGCUUUGUUGUGUUGCUUUCACUCCUUUUGCUGCUGGUGUUUGGAGUGAGUUGUGCUUUCUCCCCCAACAUCUACGUUUACAUCGCUCUCAAAUUUUUUUGCGGCAUUUCAAUUUCUGGCAUUAUUGCCAAUGCGUUCGUCAUAGGUGGAGAAUGGAGUGAUUCCUCAAAGUUUGCCCUCUGCACCAUUAUCUGCCACGCGUUCUACCCUCUGGGGCUGAUGAUACUGUCUGGUAUUGCUUAUCUGAUCCGCAACUGGAGGAUCCUGCAGCUGGUGCUCUUCAGCCCUCUCAUCCUUGUCCUGGGCAUCUUCUACUGGAUUCUUCCAGAGUCAGCUCGCUGGCUCAUCACUCAGGGUAGGAAGGAGGAAGCCAUAAAAGAAAUCCGGAAAGCAGCUAAAGUAAACAAGAGAAGCGUACCCGAAGAGCUUCUGGAAAAACUGGAGGCUGAGGGCACAACCAAAAAAGGAACCAUGCUGGACAUCUUCAGGCUGGCGUAUCUGAGGAAACGGGCUCUGAUCAUGAGCUGUGCCUGGUUUGCGACCAGCCUGAUGUACUACGGACUCAGCCUGAAUGUGGGCAAUUUUGGUCUGGACAUUUAUCUGACACAGUUCAUCUUUGGGAUAGUGGAAUUUCCCGCCCGUCUGGGCAUUCUGCCUCUCCUGCAGCGCUUUGGCAGAAAGAUGUGUCAGGGAGGGGUGCUGUGCCUCGGAGGUUUGGCUUGUCUUGGGAUUCUAGCUAUACCAAGAGAUCUUCCAGUUGUUGUGACGGUAAUAGCUGUUCUGGGGAAAUUUGCUGCCACAGCCAGUUUUGCCACCGUCUACGUUUAUACUGCGGAAUUGUACCCAACGGUUUUGAGGCAGAACGGCGUAGGUCUGAACUCCAUGUGUGCCCGCGUGGCUGGCAUCCUGGCGCCUCUGAUCCGGCUCCUGGACGUCUAUCAUCACACCAUCCCCAUGCUGAUUUACGGCACCGUCCCCAUCGUUGCCGGGGGCCUCUGCGUGCUGCUGCCGGAGACCCGCAAUGUGGAACUUCAGGACCACGCCGAGAUCCCACAACCUUCAGAUGAAACUUACGAGAAAAUCUGUUUCGUCCAGGAGGGCAAAUUGGGAAAAAGCACAAAAAUGUGAUUUUUGGACCGUGGUUUAUUUAAUGUCUGGCCUCCUCUCAGCUGAUGCACUCAUCACAUCCAUUUGUUAGAUUGCAGCUAGAUGCAUCAAGUGUCACAAUCAUUUUUUUUUUUAUUGUUACAAUCUUUUUAUUGUCACUCCCAUCAAAGCUGUACACUGAUAACUGGGAUUGUGCAUUAUUCUGCAUUAUAGUUUUGUAUGUACUGUACAUUUGCUGUAAACAGUUCAAAUAAUCUCUUCAUUUUCAUUACGGAAUUAUGUUAUCCCGUAUACAGUGUAGUCUAUUUCUAUGUAUGAAAGUGCUAUUUCUGUAAUAAAUCUAGAAAAAUCUGUUUGUCUUUCUCUUGAAACAAAUGCAUUUAAUAGUUUGACCAAUGUCGAUCAUUUCUAGAGCCAUUUUUUGCAUUAAUCAGAGUAAAAUACGCUGAGGCCAUUUUCUUUCCCAUUUGCUUUUUCGGCUCCUAGAAGUUUGAUGGGUCUUAAUGCCGUUCUUCAGCAAUCUCUGAGCUGUGACAUAUCUGAGGGUUGCUUCAGCUGCUGAUAAACAAAAACAUCCUCACUGCGUGUCGUGGCCUCUGCCAUGCUACGCAUGCUACACUCAG
Molecule: messenger RNA, 2552 nt
Organism: Menidia menidia (Atlantic silverside)
Lineage: Eukaryota; Metazoa; Chordata; Actinopteri; Atheriniformes; Atherinopsidae
Source: the annotation of a GenBank genome assembly